Molecule: messenger RNA, 1068 nt
Organism: Meyerozyma guilliermondii ATCC 6260
Lineage: Eukaryota; Fungi; Ascomycota; Pichiomycetes; Serinales; Debaryomycetaceae
Product: alpha/beta hydrolase
Exons: 1
Coding region: 1-1068 (355 amino acids)
Molecular function (GO): hydrolase activity
Source: RefSeq, a predicted model, not a curated record
AUGCCCGAGUAUACCCUUCAAGACGACCACUCCUUUGCCGGGGGAGUUCCUCCGACCCCAUUUCGUAUCCAUGAGUCGAUGAUCGACAAGUUGGAUCCGGAGUACGUGAAAUUUUUCAACUCCACCUUGAGUUCCAAUGCCAACAUUGUGUACACCCACCGAGUUCCCUUGGAGGAAUUGAGGAGCGCCGGCAAUGUUAUACCUGGUCAGACUCCAAUGAAUGAUAUGGCUAAAAUUUUUGACAUUGAAAUUCCUCGGAAACAUACCCAGGCUCCCAAGCCGAUUCCCGCGAGAGUAUUCGUUCCCCACGGUGAAGCGCCUGCUGAUGGGUGGCCGUUGGUGAUCUGGUACCAUGGUGGAGGAUGGGUUCUUGGCGGAAUAGGCACCGAAAACUCAUAUUGUACAAAAGUGGCCGACAAUGCCAAGAGUAUAGUUGUGUCGGUGGACUACCGAUUGGCUCCGCAAGAUCCAUAUCCAGCCGCCGUUCACGAUGCUUACGAGGCAUUGCUCUGGGGUUUUGAGAGCGGACCUACGGAGCUUGGCAUAGACAACACCAGGAUUUGCGUGGCUGGUUCGUCUGCUGGUGGAAACUUAACGGGAAUUGUUACUCACAAGUAUGUGAAUUCUGAAAUUUGCAAAGAAUUUCCACCGGUGAAAUUUCAUUAUAUGGUGGUUCCAGUCACCGAUAACACUGCCACGGCACAAACCAUGCCUUCGUGGGGCGAAAAUGAACAUACUCCACAACUUCCAGCGGAAAAAAUGCUCUGGUAUCGUCGCCUAUAUCUCCAGAAUGGAGAGCACGCUGAGCCAGAAUCGUCUCCAUUAUUUUACCCCGACGAAAGUUUUGCCAAGUUGCCUCCAUGCUUCAUAGCUUGCUGUGAAUGUGACGUUUUGCGUUCUGAAGCAGAAGCGUAUGCCGACAAAUUGAAAAAAAAUGGAGUCAAGACCUCCAUCGUGAUCUACCCAGGAAUGCCCCAUCCUGCCAUGGUUAUGGACGCCGUGAUGCCUCAGGGCCGUGAUUUGGUCAGGGAUACUACAUCUGCUGCUAGGGAAGCACUUUAUAGCUAG